AUGAUUUCUCUACGAGCCUCUGUCCUCCUGCUUUUUGCGGCCUUUUGGCUUGGGGUGAACGCUAUUCCCACAAUCUCAGCAGUCGGUUCCAAAUUCUUCACCAGCGAUGGCAAGCAGUUUUUCGUCAAAGGCAAGUCCAGGCUCGUCGAAGAUGAUCCUCUCGUGAAUACCACCCAGUGCCAGCUCGAUGCGUCUCUCAUGCAAGAACUUGGUGCCAACUCGAUCCGUGUGUAUCAUGUGGAUGCGUCCCAAGACCACUCGGGGUGCAUGAAUGCUUUUGCUGCUGCUGGAAUCUACUUAUGGGUGGACCUCGACAGCUUCAAGACAUACAUUCGCUAUGCAGAUGAGUCGUCAUGGAAUGCGACCAAGUCAGACUCUUAUCGAGCUGUCUUGGACGAGUUUCAGCAGUAUGAUAAUACUGCGGGCUGCUUUGUUGGCAAUGAGGUGCUCAAUGUUUUGGAAGACUCCGGAGCUGCUCCUUAUCUCCUCGCGGCGGCGGUCGACAUCAAAUCCUAUCGAGAUGCCAGAGGCUAUCGGAAGAUCCCCAUCGGCUACUCGGCCACGGAUACUGCGGUUCUUCGACCCAUGCUUCAAGACUAUCUGGCUUGCCGUCCUAAUGCGACUGAACGCCUCGAUUUCUACUCCUUGAACAGCUAUGAGUGGUGCGGAGACUCACCUGACUUCCAGACUUCGGGUUAUGUUGGCCUCCAAGCGCUUGCCGAAGAUUACCCGAUUCCCAUAUUCUUCUCGGAGGAUGGUUGCAAUACCGUUCCGCCCCGGACUUUCAAUGACCAAGCUACCAUUUUCGGCCCGGAAAUGGUCGAUACCUGGUCCGGUGCCAUCAUCUAUGAAUGGAUUCAGGAACUGAACAACUACGGCCUUGUGGAAUACGGCCCCGCCGUCGGACCAGAAGUCAACCAGGGUUCAACCAUUGUUCAAGGUUUCACCCGUCAAGGAGUGCCUACUCCUAUCUCGCCUGACUUCAGCAAUCUUCAAGAACAGUGGAAGACACUGAACCCCACCGGCGUCAACUCGGCUCAGUACGCUGCCACGGUCAAGACAACUGCUCCAUCCUGCCCAGCUUCGACUGCAGGGGGAUGGACAGUGGACCCCAGCGCGCCUCUCCCCACUGUUGGAGCAGAGGCCGUCUCACCAGGUAUGCCAAGCGGCCUGCCAACUGGCAGCAUUACCGUUGCCACCACGGCGCCCGUUUCCCCUUCUCCUACGUCGCCCUCUGCGUCUAUCACUUCUUCUCCCGUUUCGUCGCACGCAUCAACUUCGCAGACCAGUAGUACUUACAGCUCGACAGUCACCUCUGCACGGGGCAGCACGACUGCUUCUGGGGCCGCCAGCUCGGCGACAUCACAAGGAGCUGCUGCCAGAGUGGUCUCCGCGCCCCCCUCGUUCAGCAAUGUCGGAUUCAUGGGCAUGGUGGUUGCUCUGGUGGCAGUGGGCGCAGGAGUCAUGAUUUGGCUAUGA
Molecule: messenger RNA, 1479 nt
Organism: Cladophialophora yegresii CBS 114405
Lineage: Eukaryota; Fungi; Ascomycota; Eurotiomycetes; Chaetothyriales; Herpotrichiellaceae
Exons: 5
Coding region: 1-1479 (492 amino acids)
Biological process (GO): fungal-type cell wall (1->3)-beta-D-glucan biosynthetic process
Cellular component (GO): cytoplasm; fungal-type cell wall
Molecular function (GO): 1,3-beta-glucanosyltransferase activity
Source: RefSeq, a predicted model, not a curated record